AUGCCUCCUAGACUGAAUAAAAGGCAGCAACGCGAGCUGGAAGAGCUCGAAGCGCUCGGCGGAGGUCUUUCCGGCGGACUCACACCCGUCGACACUGACUCGGAGGAGGACGCGCCACAAACUGCUAAGGCGCAGAGUGCAUUCGCAGCGCUGAUGGCAUCGAGCAACGCGGACGAAGAUGAGGAAGAGGACGAGGAGGACGCGCCGGAGCAGGCACGGUCGCGCAAGUCGAAAAAGUCUAAGAAGAAAAAGAAGAAGCCGACGGCAUCCACCGAUACGCCUGCAGUCGCCACACCAACCCCCGCGCCUUCUGCGCCUGUAGCCGCGAAGGAGAACGUCACUCCUGCCAAAGCUGCCCCGUCACCCGCGGUUGCGUCUACCAGCACUCCGGAUGUACAGUCUGGGACCGCUACACCCACGAUGUCGAAGCAGGAGCGCAAGGCGCUGAAGAAACAACGGGCGAAGGAGAGGCUCGAGAAGGACGACAUCGACCGUGCGCUCGAGGAGCUGGCCACCACCGAUCCGGCGAUGCGGGCCGCACACGAGCGCAAUCUGGCCUCGAAAGCCAAAGGCGCAACUUCCCCCGCCGCCCGCGAAUGGCACUCCCUUCUCACCCUCCAACCUGCCAACUUGGACCCCGACAGCGAAAUGCGCAAGUACUUCGGCACCAAAGUGGUCGCACAAGCCAAAGCCGAGUCUGCCUCAUCAUCCUCCGGUCCCACGCGUAAACCUCAACCACCAGAUCGCACGCAACUCACGCGACCCAGAGCGACGUGGUGGCCAGGACGUAUGAGGGAGGGGCUGAGUAUGAGCGAGUUGAGCGAUGAGGAGUGUGAGGGGAAGAGCGGGUGGAGUGAGGAUGGCGAGGAGAGGUGGUGGAGCGUUGAGUACAGCAAGAGGUAUAAGGGCAUCACGAGGACUUUCAUGAGUCUCGUGAAGAUCGGAGACGCGGACGGGCUUUUCAAUAUUCUGAGGCAGGUGCCCUGGCAUGCGGAUACGCUGUUGCAGCUCGCGGAUAUCUACAGCCAUCGAGAGGAACAUAGUACGGCCGUGGACUUCAUCGACCGUGCUAUCUUCACCUACGAACGCGCUUUCAUCGGCGGCUUCAACUUCUCGGGCUCAAAUAGGCUCGAUUUCUCACGCGUGGAGAAUAGGCCGUUCUUCCUCGCUUUACAUCGGCAGACAAUUGACCAGCAACGCCGCGGUGUCUUCCGCACGGCCUUCGAAUGGGCCCGUCUACUCUGGUCCUUAGACCCGUGGUCAGACCCACACGGCGCCCUCCUCCAUCUCGACUUCCUCGCCAUCAAAUCAGGAAUGCACAACUGGCUUCUGAACGUCAUACGCGUGCUCGACGGUCGCGGUCCCUUAUUCGACAUUCCCGGCUGGGCCUACGCCAAAGCUUUGGCGCUCAAGGCGAAUAAGGAUGACGAAGGAGCGAAGGAGGCGUUGGAGAGCGCUGUGAGGGAAUGGCCGAGCGUUGUACCGCUUUUGGCGGAUAAGUGCGAUAUUGCGCUGAGUGGGGAUGUUCGGGGGCAUCGGGCGUUCAGGAUAUUCACCAAAGACAUGUUCUCAGACGAGGACGAAACCCUCCUGCACCUCCUCUCGCACCUCUACGUCCAACGUUCCGCGCCACUCUGGAAAGACCCCACCACGCAAUCCUGGUUCGCAUCUAUCGUCGAGUCUGUCACUGCCUCCGGCAAGCUCCCCUCAACACCAACCGAUACAGCAUCACACGUCGUAGUCCUCGGCACACCAGCCCAAAGACUACUCAGCUACAUCCCCCAACACCUCCUCCGCGAGAACUUUACCUGCGACCCCUUACCGCCUCCGCACGCCGCAUCAAAGUACGACGACGCAUUCUUCGCGUCAGCCGAAGACCCCUUUUCGAUCCUCCCCACACCGCGCUCAACAGCAGCGCAAAACCGGUUACUGGAGCGUGUUAUACCGGAUGGAGAGAUGAGACGACAGAUCCAAGAGCUGUUCGACGCGCAUCCGGGGCUGCGAGGACAGUUCCCGGGCGGAGUGGUGCAGUUCGCGCAGAUCGUGGGGCAGUUGCCGGAGGAUCAGCUGGAGGGGCUGAUGGUGGAGGCUAUGGAGCUGCAGGGUCAGAGAGGAAUGGGCGGGGAGGAGGACGAAGAGCCCGUGCAUGAGCCUGGACGGAUGCCGGGUGGGAUGCCGGGCGAGGAGGGGCUGGUGUUUGUGCAGUUUGGUGGAGAGGAUGGAGGUGGUGAUGGGAGGGAGGCGGCGCGGGAUGAGAAUGUGAUCCGCGCGGCGCCUGUUCCGCCUGUUGAUCAUGGCGCUCAUACCGAAGCCGACGACGACGCGGAGGACGACGAAGAUGAAGAUGAAGAGGAGGAAGAGGAAGACGUCGCUCCCGCACCAGUACGCGCAAUUCGUCACUUCCUCGGUCGGUUCUGGGGCGGUGGGCGCGCCGAGCCUGAGAGCUCUGAGGACGAAGAUGCACCUGGACCGAGGGGAGAACCGAGGGAUGAUGAUGUUGAUUAG
Messenger RNA from Peniophora sp. CBMAI 1063, 2505 nucleotides. NCBI's taxonomy places the organism in Eukaryota, Fungi, Basidiomycota, Agaricomycetes, Russulales, Peniophoraceae. The record is from the annotation of a GenBank genome assembly.